Molecule: messenger RNA, 3551 nt
Organism: Scomber scombrus (Atlantic mackerel)
Lineage: Eukaryota; Metazoa; Chordata; Actinopteri; Scombriformes; Scombridae
Gene: trib1
Product: tribbles pseudokinase 1
Exons: 3
Coding region: 318-1406 (362 amino acids)
Biological process (GO): positive regulation of proteasomal ubiquitin-dependent protein catabolic process; regulation of MAP kinase activity; protein phosphorylation
Cellular component (GO): nucleus
Molecular function (GO): mitogen-activated protein kinase kinase binding; protein kinase activity; ATP binding
Source: RefSeq, a predicted model, not a curated record
CUCUCCCCCUCUCUUUCUCUGUCUCUCUCUCUCUCUCUAUCUCUCUCUCUCUCUCGCUCGCCCCUUCUCUCUCUCUCUGCUUGGGCUCUGAGGGAUCGGGAUUUUCUCACCAAAAGUACACAGACCUCAGAGCCACGGGCAGUCACUCAACGAAAGGACUUGGCUUGGAUUACUACCAAAACGCGCCGACGCUCCGUUGAAGUUUUUAGCUCAACCAGGCUAUAGCCUAAUAAGUCUCACCGGGGGAAAUGGAGCACACAGUUUGUAGUUUAUUGUAACCAUCAUCCUAAAUAAGUAAGGGUUUCGUUUUUGCUUUCAUGGUGAACCGGUCUAUCAGGAUGAACUUACAGUGGAGCAGCCCGGUACCUUGCAUCCGUACCGGGAGAGUCGCGCACAAGCGGCUGGACUCAGACGAUCAGCCGCCGGCCAAAUGUGCCAGGCUUAGCGCCGAGGCGGGGGAUACACAGGGACUCCUCGGCACAUCUCCCGGGUCCCCGGUCAGCCCUCUCUCAAACCCUGUCCCGGCGACACACCAGGGACCAUCCAGGAUAGGACCGUUUCUGCUUCUACCUCUGGCGGACCGGGAGAGCAUGCACAGCGCGAUGAACACCGACACUGGCGAUGAGCUACUGUGCAAGGUCUUUGACAUGGGGAUGUAUCAGGAAAAGAUCAGAGCCUAUGGGAUCCUUCCAGCACAAAAGAAUGUGGCCGGUAUCAGGGACAUCAUCAUUGGUGAACGCAAGGCCUACGUGUUCCUGGACAAGGACUUUGGGGACAUGCACACUUUGGUGAAGAGUUGUCGCAGGCUGGACGAGGAGCAGGCCUGCAGACUCUUCCGUCAGGUGGCACUGGCUGUGGCACACUGCCACCAGGCAGGCAUCGUGCUGGGUGACCUCAAACUGCGCAAGUUUGUCUUUGCUGAUGAGAAGAGGACACAAGUAAGACUAGAAAGCCUUGAGGACUGUCGCGUCUUAGAAGACCCAAACGAUGACUCCAUGUCAGACACCCACGGCUGUCCUGCUUACGUCAGCCCAGAGAUCCUCAGCGGCUCGGCACCUUACUCCGGCAAGAUGGCCGACAUGUGGAGCCUGGGGGUCAUGCUGUACACCAUGCUGGUUGGUCGUUACCCCUUCCACGACCCGGACCCGGCCACACUGUUUUCCAAAAUCCGCAGAGGCCAGUGCUGUUUGCCAGAGGGCUUGUCGCCCAAGGCCAAGUGUCUACUCCAGAGCCUGCUGAGGAAAGAACCCUGCGAGAGACUCACGGCAACUGAGCUGCUCGCUCACCCGUGGUUCCACCAGCCGCCGUCGUCGCAAGAAGUGGUGCUGGGUGAACAGGAAGUGAGCUCGGCGGAACAGAUGGUGCCGUCCUUUGACGUGGAAGAGGAUGAUGAUCUGUUCUGCUGACAGACUCUAUUGAGCUGGCUGAGGGACCAAUACAAAAAGGCAUAUUGCUAUGAGGGAUUCAUUGUUGUUUUUUUUACAUUUGGCACUUUUUAGAAACCAUUUGUGUACUGUUGUGUGUACAUACACCCUCAAGCUUUCUACAAAAACUUAGUGUACUGUAUUUUGUUGUCGUAUAUAUGUUACUUGCUAAGGGCAUUUUUUCACAAUGAUCAUUCGUUGUGUUUCUAUAUGUGCGUUUUUGAAAAUUUUUGGUGCUAAAACAAAUAACAAAGAGUCACAAUUUGCCAGAUUAUGUUAACAAAAUAAUCUCUGCGGGCUACUAUGAGUGUAUCACAGGAAACUAAUCCAUGGCACAACAGUAGUCACCAAUACUUACUGUCAGCCUGGACUCACAAGGCGUCAGAAAGCAUUAGAUGAAGGCUGGGGAGGAGACGAAGAGACCAGGAUAUUGUUCCUCUCACUCUCUGACCAGGCUGGAGGCACCACCGGCUGACUCACCGACUGGCUCGAGGAAGGCCUAGCACAAGCUUGAUGUCUCGCAGCAGGCAGUGACAUAGAGUGAGAAAGAUGGUUAGCAGAGGACUGAUGUGUCACACUCAGCGGGACGCUUUGGCAGUGAGGUGUCUCACUGCCAAUCUGGCAACGUCUCAGCAAGUGGAGAGCAUUUACAAAUCUCAUGCCACGCGCAGAAGGUUGAGAAAAAGGCAGGGUGUUACUGGAGGAAGGCUUGCAGAAAAGUGGGAAGACUUUGUCACACACAUACUCAACAAUAAGCAAUGACAUUAGGCUCAUACCAGUCUCUGUAAAUGGCUAACAGAGAAAGGUACAGCCAAGUCAUUUUCUCAUAUUUAAUGAUGAAAACUAAAACAUGUAUCUUAUAUAGAAAAAUCAUGCUCAAAGCUGAAUAUUGAAUAUCAUAUAAAGUUUCCAUCCAAACAGGAAGUGUCUAUUAUCAGGGUCUGACCUAGCAAAUUAGACAGAGAUUCUGCCUGUGUGCACUAACACUAACGCUUGUAGUUUGAAAUAAGAUUCUGGGAGCAACCGUGGGUCUAAUGACUUGAUCACAUGCCUCUGCAGCAGCAGAGAUGGUGUGAUGAUUCUUACGCCUGAAGGGAUGCAACAGUAGGAUUUCAGUGGAAAAAGUAAAAAAUAAACUCAAGAACUCAAAUGGCACUCAUGCAAAAUGAAUUUUCUCUCAAUUCAACGUUUUUUAUUUUAUUUUAGAAGACUUUCUCAGCUGAGCAGUGAAGCCCGUUUUGUUCAUUUCUGUUGGAACAGUAUGUUAAGCUGUGUUGCUUUAAUAAAGCCGAGCUGUGCUGAGUGUUGUGCCCGUAUCACUGUGUUUCAUAAACUGAAUGGCUCUAAAUCAGUCACAGUCAGGCGCUAUUUGAUGUUGGUGGUCUGAUGAUGACUCAACACUAGAGCGUGUCUGCAGAGAAUGGUCCUGACCUUGGCUGGUAGAAUCUGUUCUGACUGUUUCACCCCUGUAAUGGCACAUUUUUUCCCUUCCUUUUUUUGUUUUUUAGCCGUUGAAAGCUGUGGAUCUAACGUAUGGAGAGUAGUCAUCAUAGUUAGUAACAUGAUGUACCAUAUUCUAAAAGGUGUUUUUAUUUUUGAAUGAGACAGACGGAUGCAGUGUUUCAGUGACGUUGACCCUUACAGGCUACUGUAGGUCUGCAGCCAGCUGUUUCCUUCUGGCACAGUCAUUUUGACAAUGGUACUAAAUCUGGCAAAUCUGAGAAGCGCUGUGCAUUUCAUUUUGGGUCACAGAGUAAUAAAACAUCUUUUGCAGUACUUUAAUUAUUUUCCUUCAUCUGUGUGAGAUACCAGAUGGGAACAGACUUGUGACAAUCUAAAUUGUUUCUCACAGAAAAGUAAUUUAAGAGAUUUAUGAUUUUGUUCCUGGUUCAUACAUGUAGAGUGAGUCACACAUUUCAUGUGACAUGUAGAGUAAACUGACACGGGUGCACAAACUUCAUAUUGCACUGUGAAUUAUGUAUUUGUGACACAACCUAGAGGCUACGAGGUCCAGAUAGGUUACACACGAGAUAUAUUCAUUGUAAAAAAGAGAAAGAAAAAAAAAAGAUGUAAAUAUGUAUAUUUGAAAUAUGUGUGGAGAUGUUGAAUAAAGAUCACAUUUUUUCA